GAAGUUUAAACGUACGGAUCUCUCUAAGUGAUCAUGAUUUCUCAGGUCAAUAUUAGUCUAAGACAGUGGUUUCGGUAGAAUACAUUCGGAUAAAUUGAUGACUAACGUUGACGAAUUAUUAACAGAACACUGACCUAUAGUUUCACUUCUCACCUUUUUCUGUGUGUUCAUUCCAGUUUGCAGGAAAUAAACAUCCGAAAACGUACUGACAAAUUAUUCUCAACCUCAAUUUGUCUUCAGUUUGUUUUCAUUCUUUCAAUCGGACAGAUGAUUAUAAUGAUGAAUCGAAAAUCGAUUUUGUCCGUUACGAUUUUAUUUGUGGUGUGUACAUCCAGUCCUAUCGUCAAUGGGCUUUUAAAUACGCCGAGACAAAUUGCAGACAAAUGCGACCUCACGGCACGUCCCCAGUGUUCCAGUGAUUGUACGAAGAUUUUGGCAUGUGUCUCGCGCGUUGAAACUCCAAUCAUGUCAGUGAACUGUAUCGGAAACACACCGUACUGUGACAAUGGACGUUGCGUCACAAAACCUGGGAAAUGCACAAAAACAGCACUGGAAACAGAAUUUCUAUGUACAUCCUCAGGUGUAUUUCCAGACCCCAAGGAUUGUCGAAAAUCGCAUUUUUGUGCAGAUGUAGGAUCACACAGUGUAAUGUCUCUAUGUCCUAGAGGUCACAUAUUUGAUUCGAAAACCAAGGUAUGCGGACGAAAAUCUUCCAACUCUGAAAGUAUUUGCCAAAAAAUUUCUUGCGACGGUGCCACAAACGAUUUUGUCGCCUUUACGGCGAAUCCAACGUUUUACGCUUAUUGUUUUACAUCGGCAACCGGCGUACAUCAUACGUACAUGUACAAAUGUGAUGAUGAAAUCAACAAGAUGUUCGAUGUUUCGAUAAAGAAAUGUCGAUUCAAUUGCAAAGCGAUUGGAUACUAUGCGGAUCCGAUGGACUGCUCUUCUUAUUACAUAUGCAAUGGCCUGAAGUUUGCGUCGCGACGCGUUCACUGUCCGCCGAACUAUUAUUUCAACGGAACAGUGUGUUUGAAUAGCAAGGCUCAUUGUCCAAUAGGAUCGAUCGUUGCGUCGAGUACUGUAAGGCCAACAUCAACCGUCGAUAGUUCCAUGGUAGAUGAAACGUUUACGACGCUCAAACCAACGGUCCUUCCAGAUAGUUCUUUGCCGGAUGAUGUGAUCCCAACAUCAACACUAAUUGCAGAUAGUUCUUUGCCGGAUGAUGUGAUUCCAACAUCAAUUUCAAUUGCAGAUAGUACUUUGCCAGAUGUGCCAGAUGAAUUGACCUCUACACUAAGACCCAUUUCAGGCAGUUCUUUGGCAGAUGAAAUAUCUGCGACGAAUGAACUGACCCCAUCUGAGGAAGUUGUAACAGAUACGACAAUGUCUUUCAGUGAAUCCAGUACUACGGAAAGAUCUACUACUUCCAAACCGACAACGGUUGAAAGUGUUGCUUUUCAGAUGAAUUUGACAACAAAGAAGCCGUCAAUUUGGAAGCACAUGGGAUUGAUAAGUGUACGUGUCGGUAGAUUGUUAAACAUUGUUUAAUGGAAGGCUGUUGCACCGUAAUUGAAAUAAAAUGAAGCUUUUAUAAC
Molecule: messenger RNA, 1598 nt
Organism: Bradysia coprophila
Lineage: Eukaryota; Metazoa; Arthropoda; Insecta; Diptera; Sciaridae
Cellular component (GO): extracellular region
Molecular function (GO): chitin binding
Source: RefSeq, a predicted model, not a curated record